Coniophora puteana RWD-64-598 SS2 is the source of this 1013-nucleotide messenger RNA. Its product is annotated as NAD(P)-binding protein. The record is from RefSeq and is a predicted model, not a curated record. The transcript is spliced from 5 exons. Bases 1 to 858 code for a protein of 285 amino acids. NCBI's taxonomy places the organism in Eukaryota, Fungi, Basidiomycota, Agaricomycetes, Boletales, Coniophoraceae.
AUGAGCUCUGGCGACGCGAAGAUCUGGCUCAUAACCGGCGCGUCCUCUGGUCUAGGGCGCGCUAUGACUGAAUUUGUCCUCAACAACGGUGACGUCGCCGUUGCAACCCUUCGUCAACCCGAUGUUCUCGCUGAUUUGACCGCGCUCUAUCCUCCGGAUAAACUGCUCGUUCUCAGCCUGGACGUCACUCACAAGGUCGAAGUCGAGACGGUCUUCGCCAAAAUACGCGAGGUUUUUGGUCGCCUGGACGUUGUAUACAGCAACGCCGGGAUAUUGGCCUGGGGAGAAGUCGAGUCUAUGGAUGAGGAUAGCGCACGCAAGAUAUUUGAAACCAACUUCUGGGGCGCAUCCUACGUUACCCGGGGGGCGCUGGCGUUCUUUCGGGAGGUGAACAAACCUGCCGGAGGACGCCUGAUACAGGUCUCGUCCUGUGUCGGCAUUCAAGCAAAGCCUGGUUUUGGAUACUACUCUGCAACCAAAUUCGCUCUCGAAGGCCUAACUGAGGCAAUCGUGGAGGAAGUCGAUCCUUCCUGGAACAUCAAGGCCACAAUCGUAGAACACGGUCCCUUCCGCUCAAAGAUAAUGGGCAGCCAUAUCAAAUCCGUUCCCUCACACCCUGCCUAUGCCCACCCAAACAUGACAGGGCAGCAUUUCUUCAAUGUCUGCGCAGACGACGAAUUCUCCGAUGGUGAUCCAUACAAAGCAGCAGUGGCGAUGGAUAAGAUUGCGCGAAUGGACGAUCCCCCUCUUCGACUCCCCCUUCAUAAAUUCUCGCUGGGUUUGGUGAGGAACAAGCUUGAUGUGACGACGAGGGAACUCGAGAAAUACGCCUCGUGGUCGGACGAUGUCUGCUUCUAGCCUCUAGACAUGUACAGUGCAGGGAAUGCUAGCACAUGUACGUACUACGAAGGUAGGUUAUGCCUAACCUAGAGUAAAUCUCGUAUUUACCAACCCACUAUCGAAUGAAUCAUGGACAAAAUCAUCAUAGAAAUAGUAUGUAGUGUGCACGCUUC